UAUUGGCUUAAAUGAAAAAAUCUCUUUGAAAUCGCUAGAAUUAUAGUGAAUCGAAUUAGAAUAAUGCAAUUCAGAUUAAAAUGAAACAUUGCGUCAAUUGAUAUUAAUUUAUUAAAAUAAAGCAACAAUGGGGCGUGGCCAAGCGGUAAGGCAGCAGGUUUUGGUCCUGUUAUUCCGAAGGUUCGAAUCCUUCCGUCCCAGGUGGAACAGUAUUAUUGAAAAAAGAAAUAAGAAGAAAAAAAAUUCUUUUUUGAUUUCUCAUCCUUUCAUAGACUAUACUUAUAGAACGGAAAUAUGAUUUCAAUAAGAUCUAAAUAUAGAAAGGGAUAUUUUUGUGGUGUACGAUGGGAAUACAGAUCAAAUUGAGAUAGAGAUAAAGUCUAAUUUAUGAAAUUAGCCUAUUGGAUGUACGCUGGUCCUGCUCAUAUUGGAACCCUACGAGUAGCUAGUUCUUUCAAAAAUGUGCAUGCCAUUAUGCACGCUCCUCUAGGAGAUGACUAUUUCAAUGUAAUGCGUUCUAUGUUAGAACGCGAAAGAGAUUUUACUGCUGCAACUGCUAGCAUAGUAGAUCGUCACGUACUAGCACGUGGAUCUCAAGAAAGAGUUGUGGAUAAUAUUCUCCGGAAAGAUAAAGAGGAACAUCCUGAUCUUAUCAUAUUGACACCUACAUGUACCUCUAGUAUUUUGCAAGAAGAUUUACAGAACUUUGUGAAUAGAGCAUCCAUAAUUUCUGAUUCCGACGUAAUUUUUGCAGAUGUUGAUCAUUAUCAAGUAAAUGAAAUUCAAGCAGCGGAUAGAACUUUAGAACAGGUGGUUCGAUAUUAUUUAGAUAGAUGUCAUAGACAAGAAAAAUGGGAUCAAUUUCUAACCGAUGUGCCUUCUGUCAAUAUAAUUGGAAUUUUUACAUUGGGUUUUCAUAAUCAACACGAUUGUCGUGAGUUAAGACGUUUAUUACGAGAUUUGGACAUCCAAAUUAAUCAAAUAAUUCCUGAAGGAGGAUCUGUAGAAGAGCUUCAAAAUUUACCAAAAGCUUGGUUCAAUUUAAUUCCUUAUCGUGAAGUGGGCUUGAUGACAGCAAUGUAUUUAAAUAAAGAAUAUGGUAUGCCUUACAUAUCUACAGCUCCCAUGGGAGCUGUAGAUAUGGCGGAGUGGAUCCGCCAGAUUCAAAAAAAUGUGAAUACCUUGGCUCUUAGUUCAUCGAGUAAAAGAGUGGAUUAUGAACCUUAUAUCGACGGACAGACUCGAUUUGUUUCCCAAGCUGCUUGGUUUUCAAGAUCUAUUGAUUGUCAGAAUUUGACGGGCAAAGAAACAGUUGUUUUUGGUGAUACAACGCACGCUGCUUCAAUCACUAAGAUACUUGUUCGAGAAAUGGGGAUUCGUGUGAGUUGUGCAGGUACUUAUUGCAAACAUGAUGCGGAAUGGUUCAAAGAGCAAAUUCAAGGUUUCUGCGAUGAAAUACUGAUCACAGAUGAUCAUGCUGAGGUAGGAGAUAUGAUCGCUCACAUGGAACCAUCUGCAAUAUUUGGUACUCAAAUGGAACGUCAUAUUGGUAAACGUCUUGAUAUUCCUUGUGGAGUUAUUUCUGCACCAGUUCAUAUACAAAACUUUCCCUUGGGAUACCGACCCUUUCUAGGUUACGAAGGUACUAAUCAAAUAGCUGAUCUAGUUUAUAACUCAUUUGCUCUGGGUAUGGAGGACCAUCUUCUAGAUAUUUUUGGUGGUCAUGAUACUAAAGAAAUAAUAUCCAAAUCAUUGUCUACGGAUAUAGGCCUAAUUUGGAAUCCUGAAAGUCGACUAGAAUUAAGUAAAAUUCCUCGUUUUGCCAGAGAAAAGGUAGAAAGAAAUACUGAGAAAUUUGCACGACAAAAGGGGAUUGAAACCAUUACUGUCGAAGUAAUGUACGCAGCUAAAGAAGCGUUGAAUACCUAGCUCACUAGAGCAAUGAAUAUAUACAUAUAUAUAUAUUCAAAAUGUAUUAUAGAAAUUGAGUUAAUGACUAUUCAUAAUUACAUAUCCAUUUUGUAUCAGAUCAGAGAUCUAUCUUAUCAUAAAAAUGAGUCUAAAAGCAUGUGGUAGAAAGCAACGUGAAACUUGAACGACAUGAUUAGUUCUGUGGAUUAUGGCAUCCGCUAUUUUGACUCGAAGAUGCUCUUAGCUCAACAUUUAUCUCCUUAAAAAGAUAUGUUUAAUAGACCAGGUAUCGAUUUCUUUUUUUUUUCAAUUAGGGGCAGAAUCUAGGGUUAAUGUAAAUUAAAUCAACGAGCUAUAACCACUUUGUAAGUUUACAUCGAGCUAAAAAAAAAAAAAUAGAUGAAAGACGGCAAGUGGAGAGAAAUAUUCCACUCUAUUAGUAAUAUUAUCUUAUUAUUUAAGAUAACUCAAGCAUACUUGAGCUAAGAAUACAGAUUUUAUCUGUCAUUUUCCUUUUUUAAUAAUUAAAAGGAAUAAGAUAUCUAAUAUUAUCUAUUUGUUCUAUAAUUAGGGAGAUCCUAAUUAAACAAUUAUUUCAAUUACUCGAGCCGUAUGAAGAUAAACCUUCAUAUACGCUUUCCAGGGGGGGGGGUAGAAGGAGGUAUUUUGUUUAUCUAGCCCAAUGAGCUACCUAUCGAAUUGACGUUAAGUCUCGAAGCGAACGAAGAGCUCUUCAGGAAUUGAGUUUUUAGAAUCCAAUGAAUAAGAAUGAAACUCGUUUAAUUUAUAGUGCUAUUGUUCAUUUUCUCGAAUUAGGAGCUCAACCUACGGAAACUGUUCAUGGUAUUUUUAGGGAAAAAUUGAUCAUUUUAAACGUGCUUUAAAUUUAUUAAAAAAAGGGAGGGGGAUAUAAAUAAUGCGUCUACGUCUAGGUCCAAUAAAUUUAUCAAUAACUUUCAAUCAUAUAAGAUUUUUUUAUUAUACACGUUUUGUUUCGUGGUUGUUUUCUUAUUAUCCAUUUUUAUUUCUCUUAUUAUAUGUUCAUUUCAUGUAUUUUUUUGCCCUGCGAUCUUAUAUAGGGAAGCACAUAAGGAAUCUUUUUCAACGUGUAUGGAAAUGAAAAAGAUUAGAGCUGUUCCACCGAGAACGAACCGAAUGGAGGAAAUAAAAAGCGAAAAAAUUUGAUUAUAUUUAAUGAAUAUAAACCUUUUUUUACUGCCAUUCCUAACGGUCUUCUCUUUCUAUUUCUAAUAAUUUUUCAUCUUAUUAUAGUUAGUGCCAAUCCAACAGUCAAUCCCAACAUUUUGGGAUUGACAAUA
This is a messenger RNA of Cryptomeria japonica (Japanese cedar), 3230 nucleotides long. Its product is annotated as light-independent protochlorophyllide reductase subunit B. Gene Ontology annotation, biological process: photosynthesis; chlorophyll biosynthetic process; photosynthesis, dark reaction. The coding region runs from base 388 to 1929 and encodes 513 amino acids. Lineage: Eukaryota; Viridiplantae; Streptophyta; Pinopsida; Cupressales; Cupressaceae. The record is from RefSeq and is a predicted model, not a curated record. Gene Ontology annotation, molecular function: oxidoreductase activity, acting on iron-sulfur proteins as donors. The transcript has a single exon.